Molecule: messenger RNA, 999 nt
Organism: Mesocricetus auratus (golden hamster)
Lineage: Eukaryota; Metazoa; Chordata; Mammalia; Rodentia; Cricetidae
Gene: Dnaaf19
Product: coiled-coil domain containing 103
Exons: 4
Coding region: 242-943 (233 amino acids)
Biological process (GO): determination of left/right symmetry; inner dynein arm assembly; epithelial cilium movement involved in extracellular fluid movement
Cellular component (GO): outer dynein arm
Source: RefSeq, a predicted model, not a curated record
UAGUCAUUCGAUGACUGGGAAAGCUUAGAACUUGUCACGGAGGUGGAAGUCUCACCUGCUCCCGAGGCAGAGCCUUGGAGGAAAGAUCAUGAGCUCAGAUGUUCUGGAGAAAGCAACCUGGAUCACAUAGCGAGACACCUCUCACCAACACACCCCGCCUGCAAAAAAAAAAAAAAAGGAUACGAUCCGAGACACUUGAGUCCAGUUGCUGGCUUGCUAACACUGCCCAAUUGGCCUUGCCAUGGAAAAGAAUGAUGCAAUCAACUUCAAGGCUUUGGAGAAAGAGCUGCAGGCUGCACUUGCUGCUGAUGAGAAGUACAAAAGGGAGAAUGCUGCCAAGCUACGGGCAGUUGAACAAAGAGUGCCUUCCUAUGAGGAGUUCAGAGGUAUUGUCCUGGCAUCACACCUGAAACCUCUGGAACGGAAGGACAAGAUGGGAGGAAAAAGAAUUGUGCCCUGGAACAGUCACACUACUAGGGAAAGGACUUUUGAGGAUGUGGCCACGGAAAUACCCCAGGAGAAAUCACCCUUCCAGCCUGCGACCUCUGCAGAGUUUUACCGUGAUUGGCGGAGACACUUAAGAAGUGGGUCAGAGCGCUACCAAGCCCUGCUUCAACUUGGGGGUCCUAAGCUGGGCCACCUCUUCCAGAUGGAUGUGGGCUUUGGACUUCUUGGGGAGCUGCUGGUGGCACUAGCUGAGCAUGUGAGGCUAAGUGACCGGGAGGCAGUGCUAGAGAUUCUGCACAGCUUGGCUAACACUGGGCGAUUCCCCUUGAACCUGAGCCUGCUGAGCCAUGCGGAGAGAGAGAGCUGCCGGCUCUUGUUUCAGAAGUUGCAGGCCAUGGACACCACCAGACCCAUGCAGGAGGAGCCAUUUUCUGGGCUACAGGGAGAGGAGGGGCUCCUACAAGUGCUGCUAGGUCUGUAUGGGAUCCACUGUUAGGAUUGGCUGCCCUCAGCAUUCCCAAGCGGUCUCAGAAAACAUUUUUUUUUAAAAGA